This is a messenger RNA of Canis lupus familiaris (dog), 3997 nucleotides long. It is a transcript of the gene ZBTB25, whose product is annotated as zinc finger and BTB domain containing 25. NCBI's taxonomy places the organism in Eukaryota, Metazoa, Chordata, Mammalia, Carnivora, Canidae. The transcript has 4 exons. The record is from RefSeq and is a predicted model, not a curated record. Gene Ontology annotation, molecular function: DNA-binding transcription factor activity, RNA polymerase II-specific; protein binding; RNA polymerase II cis-regulatory region sequence-specific DNA binding. Gene Ontology annotation, cellular component: nucleus. The coding region runs from base 313 to 1620 and encodes 435 amino acids. Gene Ontology annotation, biological process: regulation of transcription by RNA polymerase II.
CCCACUCCGCCGCUGGCUGCUAGGGGCACCCGCGGUCGCCUGUUUGUUUGCAACAAGUUUCUGCGUCGGGCUCCGGGGAGGCUGGCGCAACCCGCACCGCGGGGGCCGGCGCGGCGGCGGCUUUACCACCCCUCGCGCCCCUCUCCCAAGGACGGAGACACCGGGUCUAAGGAACGCGUAGUUUGAAUCUAAGGCCUACACCUUUUUGAGUAACUGGACUCCAGGGCUCCAGGCCUUGGGCCCUCCACCACACCAGGAGCGCAGUGCCAGUUUAACCCACUCCCUGUAGAGACCAUUUGCCAGAGAGCCACAAUGGACACAGCUAGCCAUAGCCUUGUCCUUCUGCAGCAGCUGAACAUGCAGCGAGAAUUUGGUUUUCUGUGUGAUUGCACAGUUGCCAUUGGAGAUGUUUACUUCAAAGCCCACAGAGCAGUGCUUGCUGCUUUUUCUAACUAUUUCAAGAUGAUAUUUAUUCACCAAACAAGCGAAUGCAUAAAAAUACAACCAACUGACAUCCAGCCUGACAUAUUCAGCUACUUGUUGCACAUUAUGUACACGGGGAAAGGGCCAAAACAGAUUGUGGAUCACAGUCGUUUGGAGGAAGGGAUUCGAUUUCUUCAUGCCGACUACCUUUCUCACAUUGCCACUGAAAUGAAUCAAGUGUUCUCACCAGAGACUGUGCAGUCCUCAAAUUUGUAUGGCAUUCAGAUCUCAACGACCCAAAAAACAGCUGUCAAACCAGGGCUGGAGGUCAAAGAAGCUCCUUCCAAUAACAGUGGAAACAGAGCUGCUGUCCAGGGUGACCACCCCCAGUUGCAGCUCUCUCUUGCUAUUGGGCUGGAUGAUGGCACUGCAGAGCAGCAGAGGGCCCAUCCUGCUUCCCAGGCCCUGGAGGAGCACCAGAAACCCCCGGUGUCCAUCAAGCAGGAGAGAUGUGACCCAGAAUCUGUGAUCUCCCAGAGCCACCCCUCACCCUCAUCAGAGGUGACAGGCCCCACUUUCACCGAAAGCAGUAUCAAAAUACACUUAUGCCAUUACUGUGGGGAACGUUUUGAUUCCCGUAGUAACCUAAGACAACAUCUCCAUACCCAUGUGUCUGGAUCCCUCCCAUUUGGUGUCCCUGCUUCCAUUCUGGAAAGCAAUGACCUUGGUGAAGUGCAUCCACUUAAUGAAAAUAACGAGGCUCUUGAAUGCCACAGGCUCAGCUCUUUCAUUGUCAAGGAGAACGAGCAGCAGCCUGACCGCUCAAACCAGGGUGCCAUAGAGCCUCUGCAAAUCAGUCAAGUGUCUUUGAUCUCCAAAGACACAGAGCCAGUAGAAUUAAACUGUAAUUUUUCCUUUUCAAGGAAAAGAAAAAUCAGCUGUUCCAUCUGUGGUCAUAAAUUUCUCCGAAAAAGCCAAUUGCUAGAACACAUGUAUACACACAAAGGUAAAGCUUACAGAUACAACCGAUGCCAAAGGUUUGGCAAUGCGUUAGCCCAGAGAUUUCAGCCGUAUUGUGACAGCUGGUCUGAUGUCCCCCUGAAAGGUUCUCGCUUGUCACAAGAACAGUUAGAUUCAUCUUGUGCCUUAGAGUCAGAGCUCACGCAAGAAAAUGUGGACACUAUCCUUGUGGAGUAGCAGUUUCUCCUUCAUAAUUUUUAUAUCCAUUCUAAAAAAAAUCACAUGUAUUUUUAUUCAUGGAUUAUUUUCCUCUUCACCUUCUAUUAACUUUUUACCAGUUAGCCAUAGUUUUAAGGUUGUAUGUAUAGUAGGUCUAAUUAUUGUAAGAUAUGUUAUACAUAUGGCUAUUAAAAUGUAACCUUCAAGUAGAGCUAUGGACAUUCAUAAAUCACAAUUUAGAAAUCAGAAAUCAAUGUAGGAAUUAUGGAACUUGAGACAAAAUAGUUAUUUAUAUAAUUUAUAAGUUGUAGAAUCAGUAAAAACCAAAUUGAAAAUGAAGUAAAUGAAAUCGUUUUUAAAGAAUAUCCUACACUAUUAUUUUAGGCUAAUUUUUCACAUGAAUAUGCCACUAUGAAGACUAUUUAAAACUAUGUUCUGCCAUAUAGGAAGUUAUUUUAAUGCAUACCUAUAUGUUAUGAUGUAUACAAAUUUUGUUUUAUGGUAUAGCUACAUAUUAUAAGUAGUUUUUAAAUCACUUUUUACUUAUUAGCUCUGCAGCAUCUUAUAUGGCUUUUAUUUAUUUCUUGACAUUGAGCAUACCUCAUUUUUAAUUAAAAAUAUUUUAGUGAAAAGAGAGAAAGGGAGAAGAUUCAGACAUUAAAAUAAAAUCCCAAGGAGAGAGAAAUAGGAAUAUACAUACAGAUAGAUAAACACAGACAGAAGUUGAAAUAGGUCUACACUAAACCCAGUAUUGUUACCUUAUUAUAGAGCAUUUCCUUAACAACCAUAAGAGCAAUUAGAGUUGUUGUUUUUUUUAUGACCAUCAGUUUAAAGAGGAAAAUGGUAAAAUAGAAAUUAUCUUUCUACUCUUAGUGUCAGAGGAUUUUCUAGGCUGCCUCAGUUGAUGUUAAUUUUCUAAGUAUCACUUGAAAAAGUAAUUUUUCAAUGACACAGUUUUCUUUUUUUUUCUGGCCCAUAAAACCAGCAGAGUAGAUACAGUCAAUGUCCUAGAACUAUGUCUAAAAAUCCAUGAUAGCUUUCCCUUUGUGAAUAAACUUAGCUCCCUUUUAUAGCAGUGAAACUUAACACAGCUAAAACAUCAGAAAAAUUAAAACUGAGGGACUAAAUGAUAGAUUCUCCUGCUUUAUGUAGCUGGGGAAAAAGCUGGUCAAAGUUCACCACAAAGGAUAGAUCUAAAUUGUUCCUGAAAUGUUUAAAUUUCAAAGAUUAGUCAAGAAUAACAAAAGAGAAAAGCUUUAAAACAGUCUCAUCUUUCUUGUAUGCUGUCGUGUUCAAUUCAAAGCCUCACAGACAUGUUAAAAAAUCUGGUUUGUGAGGCUUAGAAAUUAUACAGAAACUCAGAGCUCCUUCAUGACUGCAUCCUUCUGAGGACAUCUCCUGACAGUGUCAGGGUUCAGGUUAGAAGGGAGCUCAAAGAGUAAUCUAGCUUAGUCUAAGGGCACAAAGGUUUUCUGUGGGUAAACAGGUUAGGUGAAUUAUGAAAUGAUAAGUUUUUCUUGAAGGCUGAAUGAAGAAACCACAGUUGAGUUUCUGCCUCAGACAAGUAACUAAAACUUCUUGGGGUCAAGAUUGAGAUGUGUUGAGAAAAAAAUCUAGCUAUUGAUAGAGGAUCAAUUAUAUUGGGAGUGGCUAAAAACAAAUGUGUUACACUUUGGAGUCAGAACUUCCUCGAAUCUUAAGUCAUUCUAGCAAUUGUGCAAAUUUAUACUACCCUGAAAGAUUUCAUCUCCUAGGAUGAACACAAAUAUUGACAUUGAUGUCAUGUAUUUUAGGCUAUUCAGAAUAUAUUCCCUGGCCUUCUUCGAGUACAAUUUCUCAUUAGUAUAACAAAUUUUCUGAUUUCUUUCUUCUCUGUUCUUUCCUUCUUGCUCAGUCAUUAGACCUUGACAUAAGAAGUAUGUAGUUAAAGGGUGGGAUUGGGGUGCACAUGAGUUGAGGGGUAGGGCAGCAGUUCAGGGUAGAGUCUGGAGAAAUUGUAAGAGUUUGCUGUGGCUGAGGGGCCAUAGCAGACAACGUUAAUUUAAAAGUGAAAUAUAUCUACAUUUGUUGAGUGUUAAAAAUGUGAUGGUUAGCUAUAUUUUUAUCCUUAUUCAUAUAGUUCCUUUUAAUAUUAGAAAUUCAAAGCCAAUGUUCUUUCUUUAAUCUUCAUAAUAUUCUGUUUUAGGAAAUGGAAGAAUGUUAACUCCAUUUUAUAGAAAAAAAGUCCCAAGAAAUAGGUUCCAGAUAGCCAGUGAAUAGUGAUGUUGGGUUACAUUUUUUUUUUAAUUUUUAUUUAUUUAUGAUAGUCACACAUAGAGAGAGAGAGGCAGAGACACAGGCAGAGGGAGAAGCAGGCUCUAUGCACCGGGAGCCCAACGUGGGACUCGAUCCCGGG